AGCCUUUUUUUGAUAUAAUCAUCUCUGAAUACUUUAUAAAAUGAAAAUAAAAUAAAAGGGAAUGGGAAUGGAGUGAAAUAAUAGAAACAGAUACUGUGGAUCUGUCGGUCAGUGUCGGUGUGGGACUUAAAGCUUUUAUAGUCUAGUAGGCUUCAUUUUUGUGUGGCAUCAUCGGGACUCCAUUGGUUCAUCAAUGGAGGGUUGCCUUUAAAAAUAGCUGCUUUAAAGAUUUUGUGAACUGGGGAUUGAGCAUUUUGCUUGAUUGCUUGAAGGGGCAGUAAUGGAUUUAGAAGGAGAUGCUACUGGGCCAAAAAAAAUCCAGGUGUGCCAGAUCUGCAGUGAUGAUAUUGGCAAGACUGUAGAUGGAGAGCCCUUUGUUGCUUGCCAUGUAUGUUCAUUUCCAGUUUGCCGUCCAUGUUAUGAGUAUGAGAGGAAGGAUGGUAGCCAGUCUUGUCCUCAAUGCAAGACCAAAUACAAGAGGCAUAAAGGAAGCCCUCCAAUUCAAGGUGAAGAAGUGGAAGAUGCUAAUUCUGAUGAUGUAGAAAACAAGUCAAAUCAUCAUACAUCAGGUGUUCAAGAUGAGAAACAAAAGAUAGAGCGUAUGAUGGCUUGGGAUUCGGGUUCUGGUCGAAAAGAGCAUCUUGCAACUACAAACUAUGAUAGAGAUCUUUCUCUUAACCAUAUUCCUUAUCUAGCUGGUAGACGCUCGGUUUCUGGGGAUCUUUCAGCUGCAUCUCCUGAACGUUACUCAUUGGCUUCUCCUGAAAGUGGCAUCAGAGGUAUGGAUGUAUAUCUGCUAAAAUAAAUAUCGUUGAGUUCAGAUUUUAAUGUCAGUAUUGGACUUUCUGCAGCUACUAUGAGGGAUCCAACAAGGGAUUCUGGAUCACUGGGGUUUGGCAAUGUAGCCUGGAGAGAGAGGAUUGAUGGUUGGAAGAUGAAGCCUGAGAAGAAUACUGCUCCAAUGAGUGUUAGUAAUGCACCAUCUGAAGGCAGGGGUGGCGGCGAUUUUGAUGCCAGCACUGAUGUGCUCAUGGAUGAUUCUUUACUAAAUGAUGAAGCCCGCCAGCCCCUCUCAAGGAAGGUUUCAAUUCCUUCCUCUAGGAUUAACCCUUACAGGAUGGUCAUAGUUUUGCGGCUUGCUGUCCUUUGCAUUUUCUUACACUACCGUCUAACAAAUCCAGUGAGGGAUGCUUAUGCUUUGUGGUUAAUAUCUGUUAUCUGUGAGAUAUGGUUUGCAAUAUCAUGGAUAUUGGAUCAGUUCCCUAAAUGGCUUCCAGUGAAUCGUGAGACAUAUCUUGACAGGCUAUCUCUCAGAUAUGAGAAAGAAGGAGAGCCGUCUCAAUUGGCUGCUGUUGACAUUUUUGUCAGUACAGUCGACCCUUUAAAGGAACCUCCACUGGUCACAGCCAAUACCGUACUGUCUAUUCUUGCAGUAGAUUACCCAGUCGACAAAGUCUCUUGCUAUGUUUCAGAUGAUGGAGCUGCUAUGUUGACAUUUGAAGCCAUAUCUGAAACGUCUGAAUUUGCUAGAAAAUGGGUUCCUUUCUGCAAGAAAUAUGAUAUUGAGCCGCGAGCUCCAGAAUGGUACUUCGCUCAAAAGAUUGACUACUUAAAAGACAAGGUUCAUCCGGCAUUUGUUAAAGAACGCAGAGCUAUGAAGAGAGAAUAUGAAGAGUUUAAAGUUCGUGUCAAUGGGCUUGUUGCAAAGGCACAAAAGGUUCCUGAUGAAGGAUGGGUCAUGCAAGACGGUACGCCUUGGCCUGGAAAUAAUACCAGAGAUCAUCCAGGAAUGAUCCAGGUUUUCUUGGGCCAUAGUGGAGGUCUUGAUACUGAGGGUAAUGAACUUCCAAGACUGGUGUAUGUGUCUCGUGAGAAGCGUCCUGGUUUUCAGCAUCAUAAGAAAGCUGGUGCUAUGAAUGCACUUGUUCGUGUUUCAGCAGUUCUCACCAAUGGGCCCUUCUUGUUAAAUCUUGAUUGUGAUCAUUACAUAAACAACAGUAGGGCAUUGAGAGAAGCUAUGUGUUUUCUAAUGGAUCCUAAUCUUGGAAGAACAGUGUGUUAUGUCCAGUUUCCCCAGAGAUUUGAUGGGAUUGAUAGAAAUGAUCGAUAUGCCAACCGUAACACUGUUUUCUUUGAUAUAAAUUUAAGAGGAUUGGAUGGAAUCCAAGGCCCUGUAUACGUGGGUACAGGGUGUGUUUUCAAUAGAACAGCCUUGUAUGGCUAUGAGCCUCCUCUCAAGCCUAAGCAUAAGAAACCAGGAUUUCUGUCUUCAUGCUUUGGUGGAUCCCGGAAGAAGAGUUCAAGAUCAAGUAGAAAGGAAAGCAAGAAAAAAUCGAGCAAGCAUGAUGACCCUACUUUGCCCGUAUUCAAUUUAGAAGAUAUAGAAGAAGGGGUUGAAGGUACUGGAUUCGAUGACGAAAAGUCAUUGCUCAUGUCUCAAAUGACACUUGAGAAAAGAUUUGGUCAAUCAUCCGUGUUUGUUGCUUCCACCCUUAUGGAGAACGGCGGUGUUCCUGGAUCUGCCACCCCAGAGUCUCUUCUAAAAGAAGCUAUUCAUGUCAUCAGCUGUGGAUAUGAAGACAAGACAGACUGGGGAAGUGAAAUAGGAUGGAUUUAUGGUUCAGUUACAGAAGAUAUCCUUACAGGAUUCAAGAUGCAUGCUCGUGGUUGGAGAUCAAUCUAUUGCAUGCCAAAGCGUCCUGCCUUUAAAGGAUCUGCUCCUAUUAAUCUUUCUGAUCGUCUAAAUCAAGUGCUUCGGUGGGCUUUAGGUUCAGUUGAAAUUCUUCUCAGUCGUCACUGCCCUAUAUGGUAUGGCUAUAGUGGAAGGCUAAAAUGGCUCGAGAGAUUUGCAUAUAUCAAUACCACGAUUUAUCCAAUCACCGCUAUUCCUCUUCUUGCCUAUUGUACAUUGCCAGCCGUGUGCCUUCUUACUGGAAAGUUCAUUAUUCCACAGAUUAGUAACAUCGCCAGUAUCUGGUUCAUAUCCCUCUUUCUAUCAAUCUUUGCAACUGGUAUUUUGGAAAUGAGAUGGAGUGGUGUUGGGAUUGAUGAAUGGUGGAGAAAUGAGCAGUUCUGGGUUAUUGGAGGUGUGUCAGCUCAUCUAUUUGCUGUCUUCCAAGGCCUGCUGAAAGUCCUUGCUGGAAUAGAUACCAAUUUUACUGUCACUUCAAAAGCAUCCGAUGAAGAUGGUGAUUUUACCGAGCUAUAUAUGUUCAAGUGGACAACUUUACUUAUCCCACCAACUACUCUCCUCAUAAUCAAUCUAGUUGGAGUGGUUGCUGGAGUCUCCUACGCCAUAAACAGUGGUUAUCAAUCUUGGGGUCCCCUCUUUGGCAAGCUUUUCUUUGCUUUCUGGGUGAUCAUUCAUCUUUACCCUUUCCUCAAGGGUCUGAUGGGACGCCAGAACCGAACACCUACUAUCAUUGUUGUCUGGUCAGUUCUCCUUGCCUCUAUUUUCUCCUUGCUAUGGGUACGUGUGGAUCCUUUUACAACAAGGGUGACUGGGCCGGACGUUGAGCAGUGCGGCAUCAACUGCUAGAGGAACAUGUAGAUUGAAUAUAGAACAAAAUCAUAACCAGGGGGAUAAGAUUUUUUAAGAUUUAUCAAGAUAUCCUCAAUCAGAAAAUCUUGAAAGGUGUUUGCCUUCUGCUUGGUGUAGUGUUCUGUUCUGGUCUGAAUAGUCUCACCAGAAAAUAAUUAUAGGUUCAUUUCUAUGUUAUUCUUUACAUUUUUUGACAAGUUUAUUAGUCUCCUGAGUUGAUUCACCUCAUAAGUUAGUGGCCCCAAUCCCAAAGAGGUCGGCUGUUGGAGAUGAUACUGUUCAUCUCUUCCCUGACGUUUAUAUGUUGUAAGAAAUGAGAAAUGUUGUCUGAAAUGAGAAUAUUAUUCUUUAGCUGCUACUUCCUGCCCUUUAUGGAUAGCUUGAACAUGGUAUUGG
Populus euphratica (Euphrates poplar) is the source of this 3937-nucleotide messenger RNA. RefSeq names its product cellulose synthase A catalytic subunit 3 [UDP-forming]-like. Lineage: Eukaryota; Viridiplantae; Streptophyta; Magnoliopsida; Malpighiales; Salicaceae. The record is from RefSeq and is a predicted model, not a curated record. Gene Ontology annotation, molecular function: cellulose synthase (UDP-forming) activity. The transcript has 13 exons. Gene Ontology annotation, biological process: cellulose biosynthetic process. Gene Ontology annotation, cellular component: membrane.